Messenger RNA from Clunio marinus, 452 nucleotides. NCBI's taxonomy places the organism in Eukaryota, Metazoa, Arthropoda, Insecta, Diptera, Chironomidae. The record is from the annotation of a GenBank genome assembly.
GAAGCGUGAAUUUUAGAACACAACUAAAAGAAAUCUUUGAAUUUAUUGUGAAGUGAAGUACUUACUGUACAUUAUUUAUCGAUUUAAGCUGCUUUUUGACAUUCUUAUCUCAUUCGUAUUAAUACUGGCAGUGAAGACUGACGUGUAGUUUAUCAAUUUUAAAGAUGAAUACUGGGAAAUUUUUAAGCAUUAUUUUAUGCCUUUUGUCGUCCAUUCUUGGAGAUGAAAAUGAACAAUCGAGAGAUGUUUAUAGAAAAAUGAUUGCAAGACGAAGAGAAGAGAAUCUGGCUCGAAUCCUGAAUUUCCUUCCUCUACCUGAAUAUCCUUAUGAAAACAGCGUCAAAAAAUUCCUUCCAACAAAAGAAAAAAUAGAAGAAUACAAAAAGAACAAAAAAAUACAUGAAAAACUGGAAAAAGCAAACCUUGUUGACCCGAUCAAAUUAGAACUUUAA